Molecule: messenger RNA, 1638 nt
Organism: Coffea eugenioides
Lineage: Eukaryota; Viridiplantae; Streptophyta; Magnoliopsida; Gentianales; Rubiaceae
Exons: 4
Coding region: 98-1483 (461 amino acids)
Source: RefSeq, a predicted model, not a curated record
CCACCACCACCACCACCACUAUCCAUCUGCUCCGCCACGUGACGGCUGGCUCUUCAGAAUCAAUUUCCGAUCCAUUUUCAUGCUUCCUUGGUGAGAAAUGCCUCAGAAGGUUUAUGAAACUCGGAGUUCUAAUACUAAGGCAAAGGUCAAAUACACAACAUGGACGACUGCUAUGGACAAUUGUCUCUCCAAGAUUCUUGCAGAACAUGCAAAAGAAGGUUCCAAGGGUGAGAACAUAAAACCUGCGACAUAUGAUGCUGCCGUCAGAGCAGUCAAUGAAAACUUUGGGCUUGAAUUGAACAAACAUCAUGUCAAAAACCGCCUCAAGACAUUAAAAAAGCAAUAUGCAGUUCUAAGUGAGAUUGUGGGUCGUAAAGGAUUUAAGUGGGACAAGGCACAAAAAAUGGUUAUUGCAAAUGAUGCCACUUGGAAAGAAUAUAUAAAGGUAAAUCCGGAUGCUAAGACUCUCCGUGACAAGGCAUUCGAGAACUAUGAUGAGCUGGGAAUUAUAGUGGGCACUGAUCAAGCAUUAGCCAGUUGUUCUGAUAAUGACACCCAUGGAGUGGACGAAAUGUUUGACAACUUUGAGACUGCUAUUGAACCUGAAAUCCAGAGUGAUGAGAAGCAGACAAAGAAUUUGAGGUGGACAGAACAAAUGGAUAAUUGUCUUGGUAAAAUUCUGACAGAACAAGUGCAGAAAGGUUAUAAAAUAGGGAAUACUUUGCAUACUGAGGCUUAUGAAGCAGCAGUUAGAGCUUUAAAUAAAGAAUGUGGUCCUGGUUUCAGCAAAGAAAAUAUUAAGAAUCGCCUUAAAACUUGGAGGAAACAAUAUAGCAUUUUGAAUGAGCUUCUUUCUAAUGACGGAUUCAAGUGGGAUGCAAUGCAAAAGAUGAUAGUCGGAAAUGAUUCCUUGUGGGACGAAUAUAUUAAGACAAAUCCAGAAGCAAAAUAUUUGCGAGGAAGAUGCAUUGAGAACUAUGAUGCCUUGCAUUUCAUCCUUGGCAAUGAUAGUGCAAACAGAUGUUGGUCUACAACUGGUGAAAAGGGUGAUGGCAAUCUUGCUCCCUGCAAUCAACAACAUAAUGGAAUCAGAUUGCCUGACGUUGUGGAGGAACUAAGCCUGGACAAUACCUGUGAGGGCACUCAAGGUUCAUCCCAGCAGACCAGAGCUAGGCCUUCUUCAUCAUCACAGUCGAAGCAGCUAACGAAGAAGAGGUCUAGUAGCGAUGCGAUGGUGGAAGUGAUGAGAGCCGUUGCUGUAAAUAUUGGAAGGAUUGCUGAUGCUUUGACAGCGAAUGAGUCAGUCUGCUUGGAUGAAAUAUUUGAGACGGUAAAGAACAUUCCAGGUUUUGAUGAUGACCUCAUUAUUGAUGCCUGUGAAUUUCUUUCUUUUGAUGAGAAAAGGGCCAAGAUGUUCCUGAAACUAGAUGAGAGGCUCAGAAAAAUGUGGCUUUUAAAACGAUUGCGCUCUCAGGGUAGUUAAAAGUUCUAUUUUAUCCGUGAAUGUUAGGCCUUUCCUAAGAAUUUUUACUUGCUGCCCAUCUUGUGAAAAGUCAUGCUAAUAGCUACUUUGCACAUUUUGUUUUGUACAAUUUUCAGGUCUUGGUAAUUAGUGGGCUCAACUUGAUUUUUCAUAUA